GGUCAUUACAUAUAUUCAGCAAACGAACAGAUUUAAAUAACUAGCAGAGCAGUAUUGCUCUUCUAUUGCUCUUCUCUUAUGACGUCCACGCUCCCCUCACCGCCAGGCCUGUCUACCUCUAUCUUUCUCUUCGCUGUUCUAUUUUAACUGUUUUUUAUUUUUAAAUUUUUUGUCAGUAUGUUCACCAACUGUUUCCAUCUGUAUUAUCGCUAGGCCUACAAUGGUUAUUUAACCGCUGGCCUUCUUUAUCAGGAAUCAAUAAAGAUAUAAACUAAUACGCAUGAGUACUCCUUACUUCAUGGUGUGUGCAGUACUGUUAGUGCAGGAGUACUUGUAUCUACUCUUGAUUUCUUUUUUCACUGGGUUAUGCAUACUUCAGAUAGAUAUAUUUGAAUUAAAAUGGAUAUUUCUACAUGAUGAAUGGCUGCCAUAGCAAAACGAGUAAUAGAAAGGUAUGAAACGGUGUUACAUGAGCAUUUUCUAUUCUCGUAAUGCGUACUUUAUUCUAGAGUUGCUAUUGACGAAAAUGAAACGCAAGAUUUUACCGGUGUGUGGCUUGAUUGUACAUCUGAAGAAAAUAAAGACUUUUAUAUUUCUCUGAAAAGUAUUUUUAAGAACUUAAAAUCGUUUAAUAAUAGUUCUAAGUGUAUCACAUAUAUAUCCGAAUCGGAAGAAACACAAAUAUUUUUUAUUGUAUCAAGCACAGAAGGCGAACACGUUAUUCCACUCGUUCAUGAUGAACUAUCACAAAUUGUAUGGAUUUAUGUUUCAUGUCAGAACCAAAUGGAAUAUAAUCAUUGGUUAAAAGAAGAUUAUUCAAAAACUCGUAAUAGAAUUUUUAUUGAUAAAAAUUUAUUAUUUGAACAAUUAGAAAAAGAUAUUUUAGAUCAAAAGCGUGAUGACGCUACUCCGACAACAUAUAAAGAAGCAUUACCAUCAUUAAGCUUGUUCAAAAAGGAUGAAAAAAAUAGCACUAUAAGAAAUUUGAGCAAAGAAUCAGUUCGGUUUAUUCAUUUUCAACUACUUAUCGAUAUCUUGCUUGAUAUGGAAGAAUCGGAUACGACAAAAGAAAUUAUGCUAAAAGAAUGUCGACGUUGUUACCAGAAUAAUAAUAUAGAACUGGAAAAAAUUUCAAAAUUUGAUCAAGAAUAUAAGUCAGAUAAAGCAAUCUGGUGGUAUACAUGUUCUUCAUUCUUACAUCGUUUACUUAAUAAAGCUUUAGGCUUACAAGAUCCCGACUAUUUAUUCAUAUUUCGUUAUAUUAUUAGCCAUUUACAUAAUCAACUAUUGAAGUUACACUCUAGUCGUACUGAAUUGAUACCAUCAACUGUCUAUAGGGGCAAAGUUCUGCCGUCCAACAUUGUUCAAAAUUUAAACGAUAAUGUCAAUGGCCUUGUAUCAAUCAACGGAUUCUUAUCAGCAACCACAGACAAAAACGUCAGUCACAUUUUUUGUGCUAAAGGUGAUACUAUUCCUGAAGGUCAUGAAAGGGUGUGCUUUAAAUUAAAAAUAGGUAAUAAUAUUGCAAAUAAACCUUACGCUGCGAUUAAAGAGUUGAGUGCUAUUCGAGAUGAACGUGAAAUUUUGUUUUCAAUUGGUACCGUGUGGCGUAUAAUAUCUGUUAACGAAGACAAAGAUAACCAAAUUUUGAUUAUUGAAUUAGAAUUAAGUGACGAACAAAAUCAGAAUCGCCUUGAAUUAACAAAUUCUUUAAGAAAACAAAUUGGUGAAACAUCGACGCUUUUAACAUUAGGAAAUUUUUUAAGCGAAAUCGGUGAUUAUGAAAGAGCAUCAGGAUACUAUCAGAUGUUACUAAAGCAAUUACCAAAAUAUCACGAAGAUCGAGGAAAAAUUUACAAUAAUUUGGGGUGUAUUCGAUAUGAACAAGGUGACUAUCAUGCAGCUGAAAUCUACUUUGAAAAAGCAAUUGCAAUAACGAAUAUUAAUAACAAUAAUAAUUUAUCAUUGGUUGUAGCCGAAUAUAAUAAAGAAAUGGUUCAUUUCGAUAACAUUGUAUCUACAACUACAUUACAAUCGAUUGAACUGUUAACGGAAGCUUUAUCAAUAAGAGGUUCAUCAACAUCAGAAAUAUUUAAUAAUCAAGGACUUGUGUAUUAUAAAAAACGUGAAUAUGCAUUAGCAAUAAACGCCUAUCAUCAGGCGCUUGAAAAUCUAUUAAAAUUUGACCCUUAUCCGCCUCAUAUAUCAGCAGUUUAUAAUAACAUUGGUGUAGUACAUUUCCAAACAGAAAAUUAUGAUUGUGCAUUAAUCAACUUCCAAUUAGCAAUUGAAUCUGGCUUAAAAUUCUGGCGACCUGAACAUGAUUGCAUUAGGAGAUAUUUGAACAAUAAAGCAGUAGUACUCAGACAUAAAAAAACUCAUAAUACAACUAUGAGUGAAAAGCCAAAAGUCGAGGAUUUGAAUGUAAAAAUAUUUGAUCUUGAUCGAAGAUUAUCCCCGUGUUCCAUAGGAAAUGAUCUUGAUAGUUUAUUAAAAUUAGCAGAUAAGUACUGCCAUAAUAACAUGAUUUCGGAUUUGGCUGCAAUAUAUAAUAAAAUUGGUAGUAUCUAUCAUAAGAAACAGGAUUAUAGUUUAGCAUUAUCUUACUAUCAAAAAGCAAUUGACAUUGCAGUGCUCGAACCUGAACAACAUGGCAUUGCCGAUUACUAUGCAAAUAUUGGUUUAGUAUAUGCCAUACACAAGAAGUUUGAAAGUGCUCUGGAAAAUUUUAAUAAAGCAUUAGAUAUUAAACGUUUAAACCUUAUACGGUACAAAGAUGAUAUUGUUAGGUUACUGAGAUAUAUACAUUCUAUUAAAUUGGAAUACAAAGGCAGCAGCGACAUAUUAGAUGACUAA
Molecule: messenger RNA, 2856 nt
Organism: Didymodactylos carnosus
Lineage: Eukaryota; Metazoa; Rotifera; Eurotatoria; Philodinida; Philodinidae
Source: the annotation of a GenBank genome assembly